Messenger RNA from Urocitellus parryii (Arctic ground squirrel), 714 nucleotides. RefSeq names its product neurturin (gene Nrtn). NCBI's taxonomy places the organism in Eukaryota, Metazoa, Chordata, Mammalia, Rodentia, Sciuridae. Gene Ontology annotation, molecular function: glial cell-derived neurotrophic factor receptor binding; receptor tyrosine kinase binding; growth factor activity. The record is from RefSeq and is a predicted model, not a curated record.
GCGGCUGACCAUCCCGUGCCCACAGGCCGAGGAUGCAGCGCUGGAAGGCGGCGGCCCUGGCCUCGGUGUUCUGCAGCUCCGUGCUAUCCAUCUGGAUGUGUCGGGAAGGCCUGCUGCUCAGCCACCACCUGGGACCCGCGCUGGCCCCGCUGCGCCGCCCGCCUCGCACCCUGGACGCCCGGAUCGCCCGCCUGGCCCAGUACCGUGCGCUGCUGCAGGGAGCCCCGGACGCGGUGGAGCUGCGCGAGCUGACGCCCUGGGCCGGCCGGGCCCCGGGUCCGCGCCGUCGUGCAGGGCCCCGGCGGCGACGUGCGCGUGCGCGACCGGGAACGCGACCAUGCGGGCUGCGCGAGCUCGAGGUGCGCGUGAGCGAGCUGGGCCUGGGCUACGCGUCGGACGAGACGGUGCUGUUCCGCUACUGCGCAGGCGCGUGCGAGGCGGCUGCGCGCGUCUACGACCUGGGACUGAGGCGCCUGCGCCAGCAGAGGCGGGUGCGGAGGGAGCGGGUGCGCGCCCAGCCCUGCUGCCGCCCGACGGCCUACGAGGACGAGGUGUCUUUCCUGGACGUGCACAGCCGCUACCACACGGUGCGCGAGCUGUCGGCGCGCGAGUGCGCCUGCGUGUGACCCUACCUCAUCUGGCCGGCGAAUGGGCGCCCAAGCCCUCCCUCCCCGACGGCACCCAGCGGCCCGCAGGGAAACAGACUGCACGUGC